Pararge aegeria (speckled wood butterfly) is the source of this 1748-nucleotide messenger RNA. RefSeq lists its product as uncharacterized. Gene Ontology annotation, biological process: positive regulation of neuron differentiation; negative regulation of Notch signaling pathway. NCBI's taxonomy places the organism in Eukaryota, Metazoa, Arthropoda, Insecta, Lepidoptera, Nymphalidae. The record is from RefSeq and is a predicted model, not a curated record. The transcript has 7 exons. Gene Ontology annotation, molecular function: DNA binding; transcription corepressor activity. Gene Ontology annotation, cellular component: nucleus. The coding region runs from base 402 to 1748 and encodes 448 amino acids.
AACUUACCCUGUCAAAUGUAUAGCCAUGCCGAUGUGGCGUCCUCAGAACAGGAUUUUUAUUUUACUGGUCAGGCUUUAAAUAUAAUUACGUGAGCACCUACCGUUUUAGUAGACCUAAAGUUUUUUUUUCGUUUGAGAUGAAAGUUGGAGACAGCUUAGCUAAGUUACUAGGGGUAGGGGGUGUAAUAUAUUUUAAUGUAACGAAUUCUAUUGUUUAACGUUGCUUGGGGGACGUCUUUACUCGGGUAUUCGUACUUCCAAUAUCUAUUGUAGUUUAUAUUUCUACCUGCGUGUACCCAAAUCGGUACAUCGAUGUACCGAUCAGUUAACUUUUACACACCAGCGUGGAUAGUGAACCUUUGAGCAAUAGUUUCGAUAAGUGAAAGUAAUACUUUUACACGAUGGAUCAAAGAUUGUGGCUUCUUGUGGAGUGGAUGGACGAACAGAAUGUGUUUUCCAACUACGGUGUGGUUAAUACUAGUUCUUUAAUGAACUAUGAACCCGAUUUGCAUACGGGAAAGGUGGUGUUUAUUCGCGACAAACAUAAUAACGGACCACGUAAAGGACAAAUUCUUAGGGUUUCUGAUAACAAACAUUACGUAAAAGAGCUAAAGUUGAUGUUGGAGAGGCAAGACAAUCAGGUAAAAAACGUCCUAUCACUAUGUAUGAAUACUAUCAAGGAAAUGAAAACAGGAUCUAUGUUUUUUAAUCCAAACCAAACACAAUCAUUGUCAUGUCCAAGCGCGGUGAACGUUGGGCAUCAACAAGUGCCCCAAAACAACACCAGUGACAGCGACUCCGACCAAGAGGUAAACCACGAACUUAACAUGACAAAAGCUACAAUGAGAUAUAACAAUUUUCAAACGAGACGUUCCGACUCAGCUAAUAGUGUGCAAAUCAAUAGACUAUUACACGAAAACGCUGUUUUCUACAACCGCAGGACCUUAGAAAGCAGCACUCCUAUACCCGAAAGGGUAACGGGUUCUAUGAACAUGAACAGAAAACUGUUAUUCGACCAAGGGACACAGACAGAUCCGAUGAGCGACAUCUCCAUGGAUAAAAUUGAACAACUAGAAACUGUAUUGCAUCGUCUUUAUACGCAAUUUAUAACACUAGUUUCCGAUCUGCAUAUCAGUGAAGAUCAGGCAUUGAGUUUGGAAAGAAUGUCUGUAAGGUCUGAUCAUAAUACAGAUGAUGUAAGAGAAGAAUCUGCUACUGAGCGUCAGACUACAUCAAGUGUUGAGCUAGAUGACGGUAAGAGAAACGCUAAAGGUCUUCAGAUAAGAAGGGCAUCCGCCCAAACAACUAAUAUUGGAUUACCAGUAGUUGAAAAUGUGGAUGACAUGGUGUCACUUGGGAGCGGCAACGUUACUGUCCCGGCUAAAGUUAUGGCAGAUAUUGACUGGACCUCAUACACCUCUGCAACUAGAAAUUUGCUACAAGCUGUUUUUCCAAGAAAAGUCCUAGCUACUCAUUCGCUUACUGGGAAACAAUCACCGGCUUUCAAAAACAAACCACCGAAAAAACUUCUGGAACCGCAGUUAGUAGAUGACAUCGUUUUUACAGUUUCCAAAAAAUGUGGCGUCCCGAAAAGAAUUGUAAGGUCCUGUAUAACUACAAAAUGUACCGAUGAAGCAAAACUAUAUCGCAAUCGGCAGCAUUUUAAAAAGUUACGAGAUGAACAGAAUCGAGAAAACGUGUCACCAUCGCCCGCCUCGUCAAAUGAGUCGUCUAACGCAAGAGAUUAG